AUGUGGUCAGGCUCAGUUCGCAUCCGUGUGAGCACCGGCCUUCGGUAUGUGAAGCCUGAAAAUGUGGUGUCGCUGAAGCUUGCUCUUUAUGCCUCUCGGAUCACUGCGGCGAAACGAAUCUCCUGGGAGUCCUGGGAGGUGGUCAUGGUGGUGGCGCCAGGUGCUGGAACUGGCCUCAAUGGCGAGGUCUACAAAGAGCUAGGUGAAGACGUGCAAACCAGGGUGGAGAUGUGUGGUUCGCGCGGUGCGAACUACGAUCGAUACCCCGAGUGUUGGCAGAAUGGCAAACCGGCCCCGAAUUUGGAAACCUUCGCGAAGGAGCUUCUGGGCAAACCCUUGGGCGAUGUUUUGGUGCUGGGCUCGAGAGGAGGACAGGUGGUGCUGCCGCGUUUUUGGCGGAAAUUGGGCGAUCAAGUCCCACCUGCGGUUGUGAUCAACGGAGGCUGCGCUAUGAAUUUGCCUGGCCCAAAGAUUGCAUGGCCACAGCAAGCGGUCACAAUGAUGCUGAUGGGUGCCGAGGACUUCUUUAAAGGUAAGAAAUCCUCUGCGGAGUACCUCACAGCGUCCAAGAGUUAUGUGCCUCCCAACAGCCGCACUGCCAUUCUGUAUGUUCGACAGAUGCAGCAUAUGCCUCAGAAGGCGUUGCUACAGCUAGUGCUAAGACCACUAGUGAUGGCUGCUGCAAGGUGGAAAUAUUCCAAGACAUGUCCUGAGGAGCAGUUGCACCAGUUGACUGUUCAGCUCGAGGAUGAGAGUUGGAGCGGAUCGCUCUUCAUCCUCCAGGGCAGUGUUUGGAAGGAGUCCACCUUUGGACCCUUAGACGAAUCACCCAAAAAGAAGAGCAAAACGGCAGAGGCUGAAGCCGAGGAGGAAAGCCCCUUGGACACCGUGCAAGUGACCAGGUUCGACGCGAGGUUGAUGCUCCUGUGCUUCGACAGCUGUGAAUGA
Cladocopium goreaui is the source of this 948-nucleotide messenger RNA. The record is from the annotation of a GenBank genome assembly. NCBI's taxonomy places the organism in Eukaryota, Dinophyceae, Suessiales, Symbiodiniaceae.